UUCCUUCGAUCCCUGUCUUCCUCGUCUUCCCCUCUCUGCAACAAAGGGCACAGUCUCCUUUGUUCCUCACCUUCUCUCUCUAGAAGCUUUCUCUCCUUUGCUUUCAGGAAAGGUGCGGCUUCGUCACGUCAGCUUUGCUCUUCUGUAUUCGUAUUCAGAGACUCGUAUUACUAUCAUCUGCGGGGGAAACUCAAGUAUAUAUCGAUUACCAAAUUCCUGAAAGAAAGGGAAAACCUGUAUUGACAAGUUAAUGGUGCAGAUUUGUAUCUGGUGAUGCAACUGGUGGUGUUGAUAUAAUAGGGUUAACAUUGUUGCAUAUUUGAGCAUGGGUGCUGUUUGUUGUGUUGCUUCCAAAGAUACAGAUAAAACCAGACAAAGUGGAUCAGCUAAUGAAAUUUUACAUCGAAACAAUCGCUACUCCCCAACAUGGAGUUUUCGUUGGGACCAUCGAAGACGUGUGGCUGGUGAAGAUGCCUCUAUAAAUUGGCUUUCUGAUGGUGUUAGCCAGAAUGAUGGAUCAGAAGACAAAAAUGACUCAGCAUAUAAGUCAGAUGAUGGAUUGUCAUUGCAGACUUGUGAAGGUCAUAGAGGGCAAAAAUCACCAAUUUCAGAAGGAACUGCUGAACAUGCAAGGACUUUCACUUCAGAUCAACCUAAUUCAAGGAGUGUCUCCAUGGAUGGGAGUAUGGAGCAGGUGAAAGGGUCAGUAGAAUCACCUAUGGGAUCAAGCACAUCCCCCUCUAAACCACAAUUUUCAAUGCCUUCAACCUCCUUUCUUGCGUCUCCUCUUUCAUUCCAAAGUCACCUAUCUCCAGCAAGUCCAGCACUAUUAAGGCAACGCUGCCAUUCUCCUGGAAACCAAAUACUACGGCAAGUUUCUCCUGGUCAAAUCCCAGGAUUCAAGUCUCCAAGCAGCUUACCUGCUUCAGAAGAAAGGUCUGCGUUUCCUUCUUGGAGCAAUGAGUCACGUAGGUGCUCCCAAGGUGGUUCUUCUGAUGGCUGGUCUAUACCUGGCUUUUCUGAGCCAAUGGGUACUUCCCAUGGAGGAAGAUGGUCAUUUGACAGUGAGUCCUUUGGAUUUGAUGAUGAAAAGUUUGCUAGAACCAGUAGCCAGAUUUCAGCUUCGCUCACUGAUGUGCAUACAUGUUGUGUUUGCUCAAAGCUUUUAACUGAGAGGUCUUCCUGGAGCGCCCAAAAGAUAAUUGCAAGUAAUGAACUUUCCGUAGUUGCUGUUCUUGUCUGUGGACAUGUUUAUCAUGCUGAAUGCUUGGAGAGCUUGACGCCUGAAAUAAACAAGUACGAUCCAACUUGCCCAGUCUGCACCUGGGGUGAGAAACAAACUUUUAAGUUGUCUGAAAAAGCUCUGAAAGCUAGAAUGGAGUUUAAGGCUAGAAACAAGAGGUCCAUGAAUCGAGUUGUGGAUAGUGGCACUGAUGAUGAUUCAAUCGUGUUUGAUCACUUCAAGGGUGGUGGGAACCAACAUAAAGUUUCUCGGAUGCGCUUGAAUUCCAGUGGAAGAAACUCCUCUGGGAAACCCUUUCUGAGGCACUUUUCAUUUGGUUCAAAGAGUCGCAAAGACUCGUCAGAUAAUCCCCUUACAAGAAAAAAGGGCUUCUUUUGGUCUAAAUCUAGCAAGUAAAACGAUGCCUCUUGGCUCUUCAGGAGGUAAGUUGAUUUGUCUUCGUUUUGUUGCUUGCCUCAGCUAAUCAAAAUUGCAUGCGUAGCGUUGCCUUCUGCCAUACAUUAGCAUCAUACUAUUAAAGGUGUGCUUUUUAUUUCCUUGUGUAGUUAAGCAACUAUUGCACACGCAGAUUAUUUUUAUCUGGGGUUGGUUUUAUGUGGAACAGAAAUUAAAAUUUAACCUUUAGUAUUCCCAAUCUGUACAUUCUAAGCACUUUGCAGUUUUUUCCCCCGCGUUAAUGUAUGCCUAUUCUUCUUUCUCUUAUUAAAGCAGGCUACAGUGUUGAUCUUCUCCCCAACCCCAGACAAAAGAUUAUGAGGAGGGCUGGAUGUUAUUAAGUUUUGAUUUUGAGCUCCAAUCUGUGAUUACAACAGGAUCAGAGGCUGAAGUUACCUUCUAAAAGUUGAAAAAGUGCAGGAUUGGUUUAAUAUAGAAGGUUAUGUUGUUUUGAGACCAGGGUUCUUAUUUUGUACAGAUGGCCUAGUUUAUUGAAUGGAUAUAUAGUAUUCACACCCAAAUUAAAUCGGGAAUGCGCUGAUGAUAUAUAGAUGAUGCUUGCCGUUUGCCCUUGGCGAGCUUCUGGUGUGAGGCGAUGAUUUUUAGGCAAAAUAGCAAUUAUUUGUAUUGACAAGUUGCUCGCUUGUAAUGAACAGUUUUCAUUAACGCUUUGCCUGUAGCAGACUGAAUUCGACGCUUUUUUCCCCCAUUUUUCAUGUAUGCAUCACCCACUUAAUUAAA
Molecule: messenger RNA, 2419 nt
Organism: Neltuma alba
Lineage: Eukaryota; Viridiplantae; Streptophyta; Magnoliopsida; Fabales; Fabaceae
Exons: 4
Coding region: 326-1639 (437 amino acids)
Source: RefSeq, a predicted model, not a curated record